Linum trigynum is the source of this 567-nucleotide messenger RNA. The record is from the annotation of a GenBank genome assembly. NCBI's taxonomy places the organism in Eukaryota, Viridiplantae, Streptophyta, Magnoliopsida, Malpighiales, Linaceae.
AUGUUGAAUACAGUUGGUGAGCUUGGUGAAGGAAAGAUGAAGGGAGGAAGGAAGAAUUUGAAGAGGGCAGCAGCAAAGGAACAUGACUUCACACUUCAAGGUGGGCAAAGCAUAAUGCAGGUUUUAUCUCUUCGAGGUUCCAACCUUAUCGAGGUAGUGGGCACAAAUGGGAAGAAGUCCUUGGCUUUGUUUCCAGCUAAGUUUCAGAAGAGCAUGUGGAUCAAGAACAGGAGCUUUGUCAUAGUGGACGACAGUGCGAAGGAAAAGGCGAUGGAGUCAGGCAGCAAAGUGACCUGCAUUGUUUCCCAGGUUCUCUUCCACGAACAACUCCGUACACUGCAGAAAUCUCCUCAAUGGCCAGAAAUUUUCAAGUCUACAACUGUGGACUAUACAAAUGGUAGAAGCUCUAAUGCGAAAGUCCCAAGCCACGAAGUAGACGAGCUUAAUUCCUGUGAUGAAGAAGAGUACGACGACCUCCCGCAUUUAGAAGCUAACACGAACAGGAUCCAGCCACCAUUUUUUGAAGCAGAUGCUAAGACAGAUACUGAUUCUGAUUCUGAUUCUUGA